AUGCUGAAUAAAUACGAUGGAAAAUAUCAAUAUUGUAACUCAUACUCUUCUUUCUUUCUUUCUUUCCUUCUUUCUUUCCUUCCUUCUUUCUUUCUUUCUUUCUUUCUUUCCUUCUUUCUUUCUUUCUUUCUUUCCUUUUUCUUUCUUUCUUUCUUUCCUUCUUUCUUUCUUUCCUUCUUUCUUUCUUUCUUUCUUUCUUUCUUUCUUUCUUUCUUUCUUUCUUUCUUUCUUUCUUUCUUUCUUUCUUUCUUUCUUUCUUUCUUUCCUUCUUUCUUUCUUUCUUUCUUUCCUUCUUUCUUUCUUUCUUUCUUUCUUUCUUUCCUUCUUUCUUUCCUUCUUUCUUUCUUUCCUUCUUUCUUUCUUUCUUUCUUUCCUUCUUUUUCUUUCUUUCUUUCUUUCUUUCUUUCUUUCCUUCUUUCUUUCCUUCCUUCUUUCUUUCCUUCUUUCCUUCUUUCUUUCUUUCUUUCUUUCUUUCUUUCUUUCUUUCUUUCCUUCUUUCUUUCUUUCUACAACUGUCUGUUUUGGUUUAAUGUUUUAACAAUACCCUCUCUCUCUAUUUUGAUAAUCAUUUCUUCUCAAUUUCUGUUCACUUAUGUUUCUUUCUUUCUUUGCUUUCGUUUUCUUCUAUUUCUUUCUUUCUUUCUCUUUUACUCGUUUUCUUUUUCUUAUUUUUUUCUCACCUUUCUAUGCCUCUCUAUCUACUUUCUCUCUUUUAUUCUAACUUUCUUUUUCUCUUUUAUUUUUUUUUUCCAUCCAAAUAUCUGUUUGCCUUUAUUUGCUACUAUUCUUUCUUUCUAUCUCACUUUUCUGGUAUUGUCCCUUCUUUCUCGUUCAAACCUUUCUUUCUUACGUUCUAAUCGCCAUUUUGCGAUUUUCUUUCUUUUCUUUCUCUCUAUUCUUCUAUUCCCUCUUUUUCUCUUUCGUUUUUUUUUUCUUUUUAAAUAUCUGUUCGUUUUUCUCUGUUGUUUUCUAACAUUUUCUUUUCGUGUUUAUUUAUAUCGUCUUUUCCUUCUCUUUCCAUCUUUCCAUCUUCUUGAUUUUUGUUCGCCCUUCUUUGAUGGUUUCGUUUUUCCUUUCUUUUCUUUCUUCUAUUUCCACUCUUUCUCUCUGUUCUGUCCCUCUUCCACUGAUUCUUUUUCUUUUUUUCUUUCACUUUUUCUUUUAUUUCUUCUCUUUCUCUUUCAGUCUGCCUUUCUAAAUCUCUGUUCGCCAUCGCUUCUUGCUAUAUCGCUUUUCUUUUCUUUCUUUUCUUGGAUUUCCCUUUUUCUCUUUUCGUUUUUCUUUCUGUUUGUCUUUCUCUUCUUUCUUGCUAGUUUUUCUCUUUCUUCUCUUUCUCUUUACAUAAUCUUUUCGCCUUCCUCUUCUGUCUAUUUUACUUCUCUCUUUUCUCCUGUUUACCCUUUUUGUCUUUUCGUUUUUCUUUCUUAUUUUCUGUUUGUCUUUCUCUUCUUCUUUCUUGCUAGUCUUUCUCUUUCCAUAAUCCUUCCAUGA
Molecule: messenger RNA, 1491 nt
Organism: Acanthosepion pharaonis
Lineage: Eukaryota; Metazoa; Mollusca; Cephalopoda; Sepiida; Sepiidae
Source: the annotation of a GenBank genome assembly